AUGUUCUCUCACCGCGGCCUCUCGCCAGACCAGAUCAUGGAAGAUCUGUUCCGACAAGUCUCGGACCAUGCACCCAUCGAACAUCUCCGCUCUGGUGUUCAACCAAACGCGCAAACCAUCGCGGUGCUGGAAGAUAUCAAGGACGAGCUUGAAGAACUUCAUGAUAGGGCCCUUGCCACAUAUCGUGGCCGCGAUGCGAGCAGGCGCAUCAAGAACGCAUUAUAUCUCUGCCACGCCGCCCUCGCCCCCAUCCGCCGCCUCCCUCGCGAGCUGCUAAUUGUGAUCUUCGAGAUGGCGCUUCCGCAGCGCUGGGAGUUCGCCGCCGCCUCGCUGGUGCCCGAGUUUGUCAACGUCUGCCACGUCUGGCGCGAAGUGGCAAUUGGCUACCCGCAUCUCUGGACGGCCUUCACUGUCCAUCAGGGCACCCACGAGGACGCUUUGGCCAAUCGUCUGGGCUGGACGGCAGGCCAGCCGCUCAGCGUCUGCAUUCUGGACUGGUACUUCUACAACGACAAGAGCGGACGCAUACAUCCAGACAAGAAUCCCGGCAGCUGGAGCGAGGAAACGCUGCGCCUGAUAUUCGCCGAGUCGUAUCGCUGGCGCAAGCUGGAUAUCGACCUCCAAUGCAUCAUGAAUGCGCUUGAUCCCUACUGGCCGGAGACGUUCCCCAUGCUCACGGACCUGAACCUGCAGGUCAAUAACAACCUUGCGGAGGCUGUCGAGUUCUUUGGCGAGAUCGCUCCGAACGUGACCAAGCUCGAAUCGUGCUGCGAAGAACUGAACCCCAACAACCCCAUCAAGAUCCCCGCGGCAUGGAAACUUACCUACCUCGAGCUGCACCCGGUGGCCAGUGCGGAGCAGUACUUGGCCGACCUCAUGCAGACCAUCGCGCAAUGCGCGGAUACCCUGGAGUACCUGGAGGUGUACACCCACGACGUCGGCGACGUGGUAGGGACAUACCACACCAUCACCUUCCCCAAGCUCCGCAAGCUCAAGCUCUGGCUGGACGCGUGCCAUUUGUGCCGCUACGUCGUCGCCCCGCAGAUUGAGAGCAUCAUCCUCAAGCGGGACAACUACGGUAUGUCGGGGGUGAACAAGCCCGAGCUGACCUCCUUGCAUGAGCUCCUCCGCCGUUCGGCGGGCUCGGAUGGCGCGUGCUCCCUCAAGCACCUCGAUCUUCUCAACUUGUACCCGGUCAAGCCGCAGGUCGUUCUAGACUGCCUCAAUCUCGUUCCACAGCUUACCAGCCUCAGCAUACGCGACACGAGCGGAUACUGCGAAACGGAGUACCAAAAGGAAGGACAUAAACUCAUCAUCUCGCCGGAGUUCUUACAAGCGAUGACGCGCUCUUGGGACACAAGCGACUCGCGGAAUCGGCUACUGCCCAAGCUUUCGACGUUGCGCCUGAUCUACGGGUACAAGACCGAGGAGAUGCAGCUGCCGGCGCUCGGAAUGUUGAUGUCGAGGAAGACUAUCUUCGAUUCUAACAAUACCGUGCCGUUGGUCGACUGCAAGGUGACAUAUGAAAGGGAUGAAUGGUAUGGUACUCGAGGACAUAGUAUGUAA
Messenger RNA from Schizophyllum commune H4-8, 1566 nucleotides. RefSeq lists its product as uncharacterized. NCBI's taxonomy places the organism in Eukaryota, Fungi, Basidiomycota, Agaricomycetes, Agaricales, Schizophyllaceae. Bases 1 to 1566 code for a protein of 521 amino acids. The record is from RefSeq and is a predicted model, not a curated record. The transcript has a single exon.